GAAGUGAGAGGGAGGGCAGCAGAGGGAGAGAGAGAGAGAGAGGUUUAAUGAAUUCAGGGUGGAUUGGAGGGAUGUUACCACCGAGGCUCCAGAGCUGCUGUCGUGCUGCUGCAUGAAGUGAUUGUCUGAGCUGAGAGGACGACUCGGCUGCUGCUGGGAAUCAAACACCCGACGGACCACGACUCCACAUCCUGGAGCUCACUGGUUCACUCAGACUGGCUGAACAGGGAUGGUACACGGACUCUGGUCAGCAAAGAAGAAACCUUCCAACCUCCGAGUCAUGAGGAGUCCUUCGCUAUAACUCAGAUAUAUCUACAUAUAUCAAUAUUUGGAAUAUUUGGAUCACCUCAGUAAUAUUCAAGACCUGAACUGGGACCUGGUUUCUUCCUCCACCUCUUCUCACGGGCCCUUGUUUUUUUUCCAACUCGAGGCCGAGAUGUCAUCCCACAGCCUCUUGGCCUCGGUCCCAUCACACAGCUUGACCCAGGGAUAACCAGCACCCCCCCCAGCAGCGCCGCGGCCCGACACAGAGCCCUGCAGGGCCCCUGGCUUCAGGCAGCAUGGGAGACGGGAGCUGGGUGUGUCUGAGCCCAGCAGAGUUCAACCAGCUGCAGCAGUACAGCGAGUACUCCAGCAAGAAGCUGAAGGACGUUCUGGACGAGUUCCACGGUGACGGAGUUCUUUCCAAAUACAACCCAGAGCAUCCCAUCGACUAUGAAGGCUUCCAGCUCUUCAUGGCCACUUACCUGGAGAACGACAUCCCAGAGGAGCUGUGUCAGCACCUCUUCACCUCCUUCAAGAGAAAGACGGGAGGCUGCUCCCCCGAUCCGACUCGAGCCGGCACCAGCUUACUGGAGGCUUGUUCCAUCGAUGCAGGCAUCUCUCUUCACACCGAAGUGGCCUGUGCCCCCAUCACAGGUAUGAACGGGAAAAGCAUCCUGUGUGCGAUGGGCCGCCACACGCCCGAGCACUCCGGCCUGGUGAGCACAACCGGCUCGGGGGCCACCACCUCCCCGUGUUCAUCCCGCUCGUCCUCACAGCGUUCAGGGACCGGGGGCCACACGUCCGGGGGCCACACGCCCGGCGGCCCCCAACGAUCGCCCUGCGGCCAUGUCAAGGCCUCGGAGGGCAGCAGCAAUGUCCUGACCCCCAACGCUGGAGCCGCCAGGUCGCCAGUGUCCCCCAAACUAUCUCCAGAGAGGAGCCACUCUGAGAAGCACUUCUCUCUGCGGAGGAGCCCCUCGCCCCAGAUCAGCUCGGUCGCCCUGCCGUCGCCCCAGGUGGUCUUUCUCAAGGACAUCGUCUGCUACCUGUCCCUGCUGGAGAGGGGGACGCCGGAGGACAAGCUGGAGUUCAUGUUCCGGCUGUACGACACCGACGGGAACGGGGUCCUGGACAGCUCGGAGUUGGAUCGCAUCAUCAAUCAGAUGGUGCAUGUGGCCGAAUAUCUGGAGUGGGAUUCUAUGGAGCUGCGACCGAUUCUGAAGGAGAUGAUGGAAGAAAUCGACUACGACCGAGACGGGACAGUGACGCUGGAGGAGUGGAUCCGAGGAGGCCUCACCACCAUCCCUCUACUGGUCCUGCUGGGCAUGGAUACGAACGUGCAGGAGGACGGGCAGCACGUCUGGCGUCUGAAGCACUUCAACAAGCCGGCGUACUGUAACUACUGCCACACCAUGCUGCUGGGGGUCCGCAAGCAGGGCCUCUGCUGCUCCUUUUGCAAGUACACGGUGCACGAGCGCUGCGUCUCCAAAGACAUCGCCGCCUGCAUCAGCACCUACGCCAAGUCUCGCAGGAACACCAACGCUAUGCAGCACGUGUGGAUGGAGGGAAACUCUCCCACAAAGUGCGACCGCUGUCACAGGAGCAUCAAGUGUUACCAGGGCCUGACGGGCCUGCACUGUGUCUGGUGUCAGAUCACUCUCCACAAUAAGUGUGCGUCUAAUGUGAAGCCCGAGUGUGAUGGAGGAGCCCUGAGGGACCACACCCUGCUGCCCUCCUACAUCUGCCCGGUCGUCCUGGACCGUCACUCUGUGGUGAAGCGUGGCGAGGGGGAGUCUCCGCCCAGCACCAGCCCCGACGACACCAACCAGACGUUCAAAUUCUCCCCCGGCGACGGACAACCGCUGCAGGUCACUCCUCUCCCAGGUACUCACCCGCUCCUCGUCCUCGUCAACCCCAAGAGCGGAGGGCGGCAGGGGGAGCGGGUGCUGAGGAAGUUCAGGUACCUGCUGAACCCCCGGCAGGUUUACAGUCUGGAGCGAGAGGGGCCGAUGGUCGGGCUGAACUUUUUCCACGAUGUCCCUGAUUUCCGGGUGCUGGCCUGUGGAGGGGACGGCACCGUGGGCUGGAUCCUCGACUGCAUAGACAAAGCCAACUUCGCCAGGCACCCCCCGGUGGCCAUCCUCCCUCUGGGCACCGGCAACGACCUGGCUCGCUGCCUACGCUGGGGAGGAGGUUACGAAGGCGGCAGUUUGCUGAAGUUCCUGCGGGACAUCGAACACAGCACGGACAUGGUGCUGGACCGCUGGACCAUCGAUAUCGUCCCCGAUGACAAGGAGGAGAAGGGAGACCCCGUCCCCUACAGCAUCGUCAACAACUACUUCUCCAUCGGCGUGGACGCCUCCAUCGCUCAUCGCUUCCAUCUGAGUCGGGAAAAGCACCCGGAGAAGUUCAACAGCAGAAUGAAGAACAAGCUGUGGUACUUUGAGUUCGGCACCACCGAGACCAUCUCGGCCACCUGCAAGAAGCUGAACGAGGCCAUAGAAGUGGAGUGCGACGGGAUCAUCUUGGACCUCAGCAACACCUCCUUGGAGGGCAUCGCGGUGCUCAACAUUCCCAGCAUGCACGGCGGCUCCAACCUGUGGGGCGAGACGAAGAAGAGGAGGCACUACAACCGCAUGAGCAAGAAGGUUCCAGAGCGGCAGCCGUCCAGCACCGUCACCGACGCCAAGGAGCUGAAGUUCUGCAUGCAAGACUUCAGCGACCAGCUGCUGGAGGUGGUCGGCCUGGAGGGGGCGAUCGAGAUGGGACAGAUCUACACCGGCCUGAAGAGCGCCGGACGCCGACUGGCUCAGUGUGCCAGCGUCACCAUCAGGACGUCCCGGCGGCUGCCCAUGCAGAUUGAUGGCGAGCCCUGGAUGCAGCCCCCCUGCACGAUCAGGAUCACGCACAAGAACCAGGUCCCCAUUCUACUGGGCCCGCCGCAGAAGACGCCGUUCUUCUUCUUCAAGAAACGCCGCGACUAGGACCCCUGCAUGCACACGCCAUGAACACACACAUUUUACAAAACAUAUGCACACACACAAACACACAAACAAACAUCAGACGGCUGGUUGGGAAUUAAAAUUACAGGAAGUGGAACGUUCCCAAAGUCUGGAUGCCAACAGACAACUUGCAGUGACAGCACCUGAAAUGAAAAGACUCCAUACACAGCACCGACCUAUUCCUGUGUAACCAUCAUCCAGACAUGGAUUCAACCCCCCCCCCCCCAGCUUCUGAAACACGACGAGGAUGUUUACAAGGCCGGCGAGUAAACAGAGUGGGAACCCGGCCCUCGGUUCCAAACACCUGUCUGAAUAAUGAAAGAGUGGUUUCUUGUUAGAGCGCUUGCACCAGGGACUGACCGAGGGUGGGGGGGGGGGGGCCCCAUCCAUUAUUGACUCAUUGUGUUUGUGGGUUGACGGUACUGGGGCGUAACAGUGGCCUGGAAGCAUAUAGGGCUGAUUUGAUCCCCUUAGCGUCACUGGCCUACAAAAUAAAACACCCUUUAAAGAACAUCCACAGACUCUGCAGAGGAUCUGGACUCCGGAGGAAGUGCCUGUCCAGUGGUCGCUCCAUAAACUGACCCGGGUGGAGAUUGAAAGUGGAGAUUGGAGCUCAUCCUCAAACUCAUUUUGUCCUGCGAGGUUGUU
Molecule: messenger RNA, 3914 nt
Organism: Platichthys flesus (European flounder)
Lineage: Eukaryota; Metazoa; Chordata; Actinopteri; Pleuronectiformes; Pleuronectidae
Gene: dgkg
Product: diacylglycerol kinase beta
Exons: 26
Coding region: 561-3248 (895 amino acids)
Biological process (GO): intracellular signal transduction; lipid phosphorylation; diacylglycerol metabolic process
Cellular component (GO): plasma membrane
Molecular function (GO): calcium ion binding; ATP-dependent diacylglycerol kinase activity
Source: RefSeq, a predicted model, not a curated record